GAAAAAAUAUAUAGCGUUUCAAACGGAAGGAAAACUGUAUUUAGUGCUCGACUUUCUCAGAGGCGGUGAUCUAUUCACUCGUCUCAAUAAAGAGGUUAUGUUUACUGAGGAAGACGUGAAGUUUUAUUUGGCAGAACUGGCGCUCGCACUCGACCACCUCCACACACUUGGCAUCAUUUACAGGGACUUAAAGCCAGAAAACAUUUUGCUGGACUCGAGCGGACACAUCAGUCUAACUGAUUUCGGUUUAAGCAAAGAGUCGCUAAACAAUGAAAAGUCAUUUUCUUUCUGCGGAACCGUCGAGUAUAUGGCGCCCGAAAUUAUCAGCCGUAAGGGCCACACGACAGCAGUGGACUGGUGGUCAUUCGGGGUACUUAUGUUUGAGAUGUUGACCGGAGUGCUGCCCUUCCAG
This is a messenger RNA of Medioppia subpectinata, 412 nucleotides long. NCBI's taxonomy places the organism in Eukaryota, Metazoa, Arthropoda, Arachnida, Sarcoptiformes, Oppiidae. The record is from the annotation of a GenBank genome assembly.